Messenger RNA from Microthlaspi erraticum, 1248 nucleotides. The record is from the annotation of a GenBank genome assembly. Lineage: Eukaryota; Viridiplantae; Streptophyta; Magnoliopsida; Brassicales; Brassicaceae.
AUGUCCAAUUCCGAAGAGCCACCGCAUAAGAAGAGGAACAUGGAGCCGUCUCCUCCGUCGUCCUCGUCUUUGUUAUCUUCGCUGCCAGCUGAUGUCGCUCUGAAUUGCCUGGCUCGAGUUUCAAGAGAGGAUCGUGCCGCCUUAUCUCUCACCUCCAAGAGUUAUCGAUCUCUAGUGGCUUCGCAGGAACUCUACAAGACCCGGUCGCUGAUAGGUCGCACCGAAACACACGUCUACGUAUGUUUGCGAACCCCUCCUCCUAACCCAAACCUACGCUGGUACAUCCUCCGCCGUAGAAACGGCUCCUCCGAUCUGUUCCCGAUCCCUUCGUUAGCCUCUCAGCCUCCGGAAGCAUCCGCCGUGGUGGCUCUGGAUUGGGGAAUCUACGUAAUCGGUGGGUUGAUUAACGGAAAGCCCACUCCCGAUGCCUGGCUCUUGGACUGUCGGACUCACACGUGGCGCAGCCUCCCUUCAAUGGAAGUGGCUCGAGCUAACGCGGCUACUGGCGUCGUGGACGGGAAGAUUUACGUGUUGGGAGGGUGCGAUGAUGUUAAGUGGGGAGAGGUGUUUGACCCAAAGACUCAAAUGUGGAAAACGUUGCCGCUGAUUCGGAAGAAAGGCAGUGCGGAUGUCGACGUCCACGGCAGUUUGGUGAGGGACCAAAAGGUUUACUUAUUCUCUGGCAAGAAUGGAACCUUUUACUACUCGCCCAGGGAACGUAAAUGGGGAAGAGGGAAUCGUGAUCAAGUGAGAGGGAACAGAAGGGAUUGGUGUAUGGUGGAUGGUUUGAUCUGCUGUAUUAGUAGUUACGGGGGUGUGUUUUGGUGUGAGCCAGAUGCGUUGGAUUGGCGUGAGCCAGAGGGGAUCAUGUGUACAAAGGAGGUCAGGGGUUUGGGCUCUCUCCUCAUGCGUCUCUUUUAUUCCAGAGUGGUCCACUUUGGUGAGCAGUUGAUCCAUUGGUGGGACCAAUAUAAGGUCAAUCAUGUUAUUCCCAAAAAGUUUGGUGUAAGCCACGAGUUGGAAUAUUUACUUCCCGGGGCCAGAAUGAGCACCUCUGGUCGGAACAUGCUGCUCUUCUGGGACGUCGUCGAGGGUGAUCGUCUUGAGAUCUGGUGUGCGGAGAUCUCCUUGGAGAGACACCAAGGAGGGGAUGUUCGGGGCAAUAUUGAGUGGUCUAGUGCUGUCAUGACCGUUGAUCCUUUUGUAGACCACUACAAGGUUUUGCACUCUGUUUCUGUCACUCUUUGA